UUAUAUUCGUGUCAUGUGUCAUUAGCGCCUCCAAAUUCAUAUCAUUCCUGCGUUUAUCUCAACUCAGAGCUUCGUCCCGGAAAAUCUGGCUAGGGUUUUUGCACUGGAUUUGUCCCUCUUCGUCUUGUUCAUAUUUUCCCUUUUCUCGCGUACUUCUCUGGGAGGAUAUGGGUCAAUUCUUUCAUCUUCAAUCCAUGAAAAGAAAUGAAAUCAAGGAAAUAAAAUGGAGAAGCGUAGAAUUUAAUCCAAUCCCUAACGCCAACCGUGUCAAUUUGAAGCUAACUGUAAUCUAAGAUUGUGGGCACCAUUUUUUGAGCUUUAAGCUUUUUGAUUAUGCAAAUGGCAUUAUUCAGAGCAAGGGCAUUCUUACGUAAAGGCUUUUCAACAUUUGCUUCUCCUCCUACUCACAUUUGCGUAGUUGGGAGUGGACCUGCUGGUUUUUACACUGCUGAGAAGCUGUUGAAGGCGCAUCCCGAUGCUCAAGUUGAUAUAAUUGAUCGUUUACCAACCCCUUUUGGUUUAGUGCGCUCUGGCGUGGCACCCGAUCACCCGGACACAAAGAUUGUGGUCAAUCAAUUUACUCGGGUUGCACAACAUCCAAGGUGUUCAUUCUUUGGUAAUAUCAAGCUUGGAUCUUCCAUUUCAUUAUUGGAUCUCCGUGAGCUGUACCAUGCGGUUGUGCUUGCAUAUGGAGCAGAAAGUGACAAAACUCUCAGCAUUCCUGGAGAAGAUUUGUCUGGCAUACACUCGGCCAGGGAAUUUGUUUGGUGGUACAAUGGACACCCAGAUUGCAGAAAUCUAAAUCCUGAUGUGAAGGCUACUGAUACCGCUGUAAUCCUUGGCCAGGGAAAUGUAGCUCUAGAUGUUGCACGCAUCCUUUUACGACCAAUACCAGAAUUGGCAACUACAGAUAUUGCUAGUCAUGCAUUGGAGGUUUUGCAGGAGAGCUCUAUAAGGAAAGUGUUUUUGGUUGGAAGACGUGGACCAGUUCAAGCAGCUUGCACUGCUAAAGAACUACGUGAAGUUCUUGGUAUUAAGGACUUGCACAUUCGCAUACAUGAAUCUGAUUUGCUCAAGAGCCCAACAGAUGAGGAAGAGGUGAAAAACAGUCGAAUACAGAGGAGAGUUUAUGAGUUGCUUGCUAAGGCUGCUGCCUCUGGACCUCCCCAUUCUGGCACAGGUCUACGCGAACUGCAUUUUAUUUUCUUCCGGAAACCAGAGAAGUUUUUGAGUUUAGUAGACAAAAAAGACCAUGUUGCUGGUGUUCGCUUUGAAAAGACAGUUCUUGAAGGUACUAGUUCUGGAAAGCAAAUAGCCAGAGGUACUGGGGAGUUUGAAGACCUUGACUGCCAGAUGGUGCUGAAGAGCAUAGGUUACAAAUCGGUGCCAAUUGAUGGUUUACCCUUCGAUCAUCAGAAAGGAAUAGUACCCAAUGUGAGAGGUCGAGUUGUAAGUAAUACUUAUGGCGACGCCGUACAACUUGAGAAAGGAUUGUAUGUAUGUGGGUGGUUGAAGAGAGGACCAACUGGAAUUAUUGCAACAAAUCUCUAUUGUGCUGAAGAAACAGUCACGAGCAUAUGUGAAGACCUCGAUAAAAGAGCAUCGGGGUCCUUGUCUAGCUUAUCGAAACCCGGGAGAGAAGGUCUCCUCCACAAACUAGACGAUCGAAAUGUAAGAGUUGUGCCGUUUAGCGCCUGGGAAAGGAUAGACUCUACAGAAAAGAGGCUUGGGAAUCUGAAGAACAAACCAAGAGAAAAGUUAACCACUUGGGAGGAGCUACUGAAGGUGGCCAUGGAAUGAGUAAAUUAUGAAGACUCUUUCUCAUGAACACUCCUUAGAGGAUGAAACCAUUUUCUUGCAAGAGGUUCCAGAGAAAGCCCCGGGGCGCCCUUCCUAGCUGCUCCGCUUCGUUAUUUCACUUCUACUUUAGGGACAACCUACGAGACCCCGAAGUAUCGAGCCAUUUCCAUUCUGAUCAUGCUUUCAUCUCCUAAUAUUCAAGACUGUAAUGGGCAGUCGACUCUACUCGGAGUGUCAGUUUUUUGCCUGGUAUGUAGAUGGAAUCGACUUCCAAUCGAACAGUUAGUCAAUAAAAUAGGCUAAACAUUCUUUUUGUGGUGCAAGAAACACCACAUAUGAAGUUAUGAACAAAAUUAUGCGUUGACAUAUUGUAAAAUUUUCACUUGAUUUCUGCAAGGCUUUUGAAGGAAUUUUUUUUA
Momordica charantia (bitter melon) is the source of this 2219-nucleotide messenger RNA. Its product is annotated as NADPH:adrenodoxin oxidoreductase, mitochondrial. Gene Ontology annotation, molecular function: oxidoreductase activity. The record is from RefSeq and is a predicted model, not a curated record. Lineage: Eukaryota; Viridiplantae; Streptophyta; Magnoliopsida; Cucurbitales; Cucurbitaceae.